Molecule: messenger RNA, 621 nt
Organism: Rotaria sp. Silwood1
Lineage: Eukaryota; Metazoa; Rotifera; Eurotatoria; Philodinida; Philodinidae
Source: the annotation of a GenBank genome assembly
AUGAGUAUAGACUUUUAUCAAUAUACAACAUUAAUUGAAAGUGAUAUUAAUAAAUUAUUUAAUAAUAAAUAUGAUAUUAUAAGAAAAUUAGGUAGUGGUUUAACUUCAAAUGUUUAUUUAUUAGAAAAAAAUCAAAAUAAUAAUUGUCUAGAUUAUGGUCAACAAUGUGUUAUAAAAAUUUGUAAACAAACAAAAUAUUUAUCAUUAUAUUUAAAUGAAAUUAAAAUAAUGAAAGAAUUAAAUAUUUCAAAUAGAUUUAAUUUGUUCUUUGAAAAUAUUAUAGAUUCAUCACCAACAGGUAAUUUUAUAUUAUAUCAAAAUGAAUUGCAACCUGUAAAAGUCUUAAAAUUAAAUCAAUCAAAACAACUUAUUGAUAUAAUUCAAUAUUUAUAUGAUUGUCAUAUAAUUCAUCGUAAUUUAGAACCCGAAAAUUUAAUGUUAGGUAAUUGUCGUCAACAAUUAAAAUUAAUUGAUUUUAAUUAUGCUAAAAUAUAUCAAAUCAAUGAAAUGACAAAACCAUUAUCAAUAGAAGGUUCAAUUACAUUUACUGAAUAUCAAUGUCUUCAUUUUAUUUCUCAUUUCUCAUUAUUUGAUUCAUUAUCUUCAAUUUAUGAUUAUUAA